UCUCUCUCUCUCUAGGGUUUCGUUAUGCAACCAGCAACAACGGCGGUAAUGGAUCCUCGGUACCAACAACAAUGGAUGAUGAUGAAUCAGCAGCAACCACCGCCACCACAGCAACAGUAUCAUCAACAGCAGCCGCAACAAAUGUAUACCUACAACCAGCAACCACCACCGGCUGCGGCGGUGCCGCCGGUUCUACCUCAGUACCCGGUAGCAGCAACAGCUGGUACUGGUCCGAAUCAUCAACCAGCUAGCGCCGAUGAGAUCCGUACGCUAUGGAUCGGGGAUCUACAGUACUGGAUGGACGAACAGUAUCUAGUUAGCUGUUUCGCCCAAUCUGGCGAGGUAAUUUCAGCAAAAGUUAUCCGUAACAAGCAAACUGGACAAUCUGAAGGUUAUGGUUUCAUUGAAUUUGUUAAUCGUCCUGCUGCGGAAAGGCAUCUACAGACAUAUAAUGGCACUCUUAUGCCCAACGUUGAGCAGAACUUCAGGCUAAACUGGGCUUCUUUUGGCGUUGGUGAAAAACGUGCAGAUGGUGCUCCUGAUUUCACCAUAUUUGUUGGGGAUUUGGCAGCUGAUGUUACGGAUUAUACAUUACAGGAGACAUUUAGAGCUCAUUAUCCAUCUGUAAAGGGUGCAAAGGUUGUAACUGAUCGAAUGACAGGACGCACAAAAGGUUAUGGUUUUGUGAAGUUUGGAGAUGAGACAGAACAACUGCAUGCAAUGACUGAGAUGAAUGGAAGAUUAUGCUCAACCAGACCAAUGCGCAUUGGGCCAGCAGCUAACAAAAAUACUGUUGGUGGACAACAGUAUCCGAAAGCUUCAUACCAGAAUACCCAAGGAACACAGAACGAGGAGGAUCCAACUAAUACAACUAUAUUUGUUGGUGGUCUGGAUCCCAACGUUACAGAUGAGCACCUUAGGCAAGUCUUUAGCCAAUAUGGACAAUUAGUCCAUGUGAAGAUACCUGUGGGCAAGCGGUGUGGAUUUGUUCAAUUUGCUGAUAGAAGCUGCGCUGAAGAAGCACUGCGAAUGCUACAAGGAACUCAGUUGGGUGGACAAACUGUGCGACUUUCAUGGGGUCGUAGUCCUUCAAAUAAACAGCCUCAGCAAGUAGAGCAAAGCCAGUACAGUGGAGGUGGUGGAUACUAUGGAUAUGGACAGGGCUAUGAGACUUAUGGGUAUGCUCCGGUUGCACAAGAUCCAACUAUGUACUAUGGCGGCUAUGCGGCGGGAUAUGGUGGUUAUCCACAAGUCCAACAGCAACCACAGCCACAGAUACAGCCACAACCACAGCAGCAUCAGUGAUACCAGAAACCGAUGUUGGAAGAUGGAGGCGUGGGCGAUUGAAGAGGGAUCAUCUAAGCAAGCAAGCCCCUUUUCUUCCAAUUUGAUUUGAGAUUCUCUGUAAACGAGGUCUUUUGACAUUUCUACCCUUUUCGCUCUUAAACAAUUGUACUGAGGAUUUGAUGAUUUCGUUUUACAUGUUUAUCGGCUUUUGAAGUUGGCCAAAAUUCGAAGUGCA
Messenger RNA from Cynara cardunculus var. scolymus (artichoke), 1522 nucleotides. RefSeq names its product polyadenylate-binding protein RBP45-like. NCBI's taxonomy places the organism in Eukaryota, Viridiplantae, Streptophyta, Magnoliopsida, Asterales, Asteraceae. Gene Ontology annotation, cellular component: cytosol. The record is from RefSeq and is a predicted model, not a curated record. Bases 25 to 1305 code for a protein of 426 amino acids. The transcript has 7 exons. Gene Ontology annotation, molecular function: mRNA binding.